Molecule: messenger RNA, 3310 nt
Organism: Lemur catta (Ring-tailed lemur)
Lineage: Eukaryota; Metazoa; Chordata; Mammalia; Primates; Lemuridae
Gene: NEFM
Product: neurofilament medium chain
Exons: 3
Coding region: 128-2818 (896 amino acids)
Biological process (GO): neurofilament bundle assembly
Cellular component (GO): postsynaptic intermediate filament cytoskeleton; cytoplasm; intermediate filament
Molecular function (GO): structural constituent of cytoskeleton
Source: RefSeq, a predicted model, not a curated record
UCCCCGCCUCCUCGGCCGCCGCCUCCACGGGGCGGGGCCCUGGCCCGGGACCAGCGCCGCGGCUAUAAAUGGGCUGCGGCGGGGCCAGCAGAACGCUGUGACAGCCACACGCCCCAAGGCCUCCAAGAUGAGCUACACGUUGGACUCGCUGGGCAACCCGUCCGCCUACCGGCGGGUCACCGAGACCCGCUCGAGCUUCAGCCGCCUGAGCGGCUCCCCGUCCAGCGGCUUCCGCUCGCAGUCGUGGUCCCGCGGCUCGCCCAGCACCGUGUCCUCCUCCUACAAGCGCAGCAUGCUCGCCCCGCGCCUCGCCUACAGCUCGGCCAUGCUCAGCUCCGCCGAGAGCAGCCUCGACUUCAGCCAGUCCUCGUCCCUGCUCAACGGCGCCUCCGGGCCGGGCGGAGACUACAAGCUGUCCCGCUCCAACGAGAAGGAGCAGCUGCAGGGGCUGAACGACCGCUUCGCCGGCUACAUCGAGAAGGUGCACUACCUGGAGCAGCAGAACAAGGAGAUCGAGGCGGAGAUCCAGGCGCUGCGGCAGAAGCAGGCCUCGCACGCCCAGCUGGGCGACGCGUACGACCAGGAGAUCCGCGAGCUGCGCGCCACGCUCGAGCUGGUAAACCACGAGAAGGCUCAGGUACAGCUGGACUCGGACCACCUGGAGGAAGAUAUCCACCGGCUCAAGGAGCGCUUCGAGGAGGAGGCACGGCUGCGAGAUGACACCGAGGCGGCCAUCCGCGCGCUGCGCAAAGACAUCGAGGAGGCGUCGAUGGUCAAGGUGGAGCUGGACAAGAAGGUGCAGUCGCUGCAGGACGAGGUGGCCUUCCUGCGGAGCAAUCACGAAGAGGAGGUGGCCGACCUGCUGGCCCAGAUCCAGGCGUCGCACAUCACGGUGGAGCGCAAAGACUACCUGAAGACAGACAUCUCGACGGCGCUGAAGGAGAUCCGCUCCCAGCUCGAGUGCCACUCCGACCAGAACAUGCACCAGGCCGAAGAGUGGUUUAAAUGCCGCUACGCCAAGCUCACCGAGGCGGCCGAGCAGAACAAGGAGGCCAUCCGCUCCGCCAAGGAAGAGAUCGCCGAGUACCGGCGCCAGCUGCAGUCCAAGAGCAUCGAGCUAGAGUCAGUGCGCGGCACCAAGGAGUCCCUGGAGCGGCAGCUCAGCGACAUCGAGGAGCGCCACAAUCACGACCUCAGCAGCUACCAGGACACCAUCCAGCAGCUGGAAAAUGAGCUUCGGGGCACAAAGUGGGAAAUGGCUCGUCAUUUGCGGGAAUACCAGGAUCUCCUCAACGUCAAGAUGGCUCUGGAUAUCGAGAUCGCUGCGUACAGAAAACUCCUGGAGGGGGAAGAGACCAGGUUUAGUACAUUUGCAGGAAGCAUCACUGGGCCGCUGUAUACGCACCGCCAGCCCUCAGUCACAAUUUCCAGUAAGAUUCAGAAAACCAAGGUCGAGGCUCCCAAGCUAAAGGUCCAACACAAAUUUGUGGAGGAGAUCAUAGAGGAAACGAAGGUGGAGGAUGAGAAGUCGGAAAUGGAAGAUGCCCUGACCGCCAUUGCGGAGGAAUUGGCCGUGUCCGUGAAAGAAGAGGAGAAGGAAGAAGAGGCAGGAGAAAAGGAAGAGGAAGAAGAAGCUGAAGAAGAAGCUGUAGCUGCCAAGAAAUCACCAGUGAAAGCCGCUGCACCUGAAAUUAAAGGAGAGGAGGAAGGGGAAAAGGAGGAAGAAGGCCAAGAGGAAGAAGAAGAGGAGGAAGAUGAGGGGGCUAAGUCAGACCAAGCUGAGGAGGGAGGCUCGGAGAAGGAAGGCUCCAGUGAGAAAGAGGAAGGUGAGCAGGAAGAAGAAGGAGAAACUGAGGCUGAAGGUGAAGGAGAGGAAGCUGAAGCCAAGGAGGAAAAGAAGACUGAGGAAAAGCGUGAGGAAGUAGUGACCAAGGAGGAGCUGGUGGCAGAAGCCAAGGUGGGAAAGCCAGAAAAAGCCAAGUCCCCUGUGCCAAAAUCACCAGUUGAAGAGGCGAAGCCCAAACCCGAAGCUGAGGUGGGCAAAGCUGAACAGAAAGAGGCAAAAGAGAAAGAAGCAGCCAAGGAAUCUCCCAAGGAAUCGCCCAAGGAAUCUCCCAAGGAAUCUCCCAAGGAAUCGCCCAAGGAAUCUCCCAAGGAAUCGCCCAAGGAAUCUCCCAAGGAAUCGCCCAAGGAAUCUCCCAAAGAAUCUCCCAAGGAAUCUCCCAAGGAAGAGAAGGUGGAGAAAAAGGAAGAGAAACCAAAGGAUGUGCCUGCCAAGAAGAAGGCUGAGUCCCCGGUGAAGGAGGCCGUGGAGGAGGUGGUCACUGUCACCAAAUCAAUAAAGGUACACGUGGAGAAAGAAGUCAAGGAAGAGGAGAAGAAGGGGAAGGAGAAAGCAGAGGAGGAGGGAGGGAGUGAGGAGGAAGGGAGUGACCAAGGUUUGAAGGAAUCCAAGAAGGAAGACAUAGCUGUCAAUGGGGAGGUAGAAGGAAAAGAGGAGGAAGAGCAGGAAACCAAGGAAAAAGGCAGUGGUAGAGAAGAGGAAAAAGGGGUUGUCACCAAUGGGUUAGACCUGAGCCCGGCAGAUGAAAAGAAAGGGGGUGACAGAAGCGAGGAGAAAGUGGUGGUGACCAAAACGGUAGAAAAAAUCACCAGUGAGGGGGGAGAUGGUGCUACCAAAUACAUCACUAAAUCUGUCACCGUCACUCAAAAGGUUGAAGAGCAUGAAGAAACCUUUGAGGAGAAAUUAGUGUCUACUAAAAAGGUAGAAAAAGUCACUUCACACGCCAUAGUAAAGGAGGUCACCCAGGGUGACUAAGAUUUUGAGUCCAUUGCAAAAGGUUAAGCCAUAUGACAAAUUUCAAAAUGCAUGUGAUUGGCAGCUUCAAAACAGAACGGGUUCUCCCAUGGGGGCUCCAGACAUUGUAUUUUACUUUGUGCAAUAGGAGGGGACUGCAUGCAAGCUCAGGGUGCUCCCUCUUCAGUCUUUGGGGGAUUCAAAUGCAUGAUAUUGUAAGUACCUGGGGAAUUUGCCAAUUUCCUAAGCUGUUGGAAGAGGGGCACUUAGGGGGAUGUCUUGAGAUGUAUUAUGCAAAGUACCAACUGAGCCAAAAAUAAUAAAUGAAACACAGAACUCUCUUAGCCUUAAGAAAGCUAUAUAUGAAUAAUUAUGUUUACCUCACUGGUGCAUUUAAAGUGGAGUUUUGUUCAUGGGAGAACCUCUGUUGACAUGCACAGUUUGCAACCUUAUGUUGAUUGAUGUUAAACGUCACAGCAGUACUUGCUCAAUAAAGGUCAUAUUGGAAACAUA